CCAAUACUGAUGAAUGUCAGCUGUCCACCGCUGAAUACAACGUUCUAUCAGGAAUUAAAGUAUUUCUUAUCCUAUUACGAAGUCUUCCAAUGAAGAAAUAUAAUUUUAAUCAGAUUUAAUGGCUUGUGAUAAUCGAACGAAAGUGUAUUUAGGGUACGAAGAUGAAUAUGUUACUGACAAACAUCGGCCAAGUAUUAAUUUUAUGACAAAUAAGAUCGGCGGAUUUCCAAACUGCCAUGAGAAAACUAUAUUGUCAUUACCACAAUGUAGGCUGUGUGGAUUAUAUCAACUCCUGGCACUUCAGCUGUAUGUUCCAUUAGAUAAUUCCAAGUAUCAUCGAACUCUCUAUAUUUUUGCAUGUAUAAAUCCAAACUGUUGGAAUCAUAAUGAAAGUUGGACUUGCCUAAGGGUUCAAGUAUUAGAGGAUGAAAGUAAAACAAAUGAUUUAAACAGUAGCAGUGUAAAUGUACCAUCAACAACAUCAUGGUUGUCAGAUGCAGAUGAUUGGGGUGACAAUUUCAAUGACAAUUCUGAACAAAAUGGAAAUAAUUUGUUGUCAAAUAAUGCAAUAGAAUUCAAUUUUUCUUUGCAAAGAGAAAUAGAUGAAAAUAUUAGGGAUGAACUUUCUGUAUUACAUGUUGAUGAUCCUAAUGCAAACAGUCCAGCAAGUGUGGAAUCUCCAGUUGGAAUAGGUGCUGUGGGUAGAUUGGAUUCACCACAGGCAUCUGCUGAAAUUGAUGGAGAAGAAAGUGAAGUUGUCUGCAUAGAUACCCCCACCCAACCUCAAUGUGAUUUGAUCAGUUUAUUACACGAUGUAACUCCCUUUCCCCUUCAAUUAGAAUCAAAUAUAGAAACAAAGUUUUCAUUUGUUGAAAUAUUCCUUUCCGUGGAAGAAGAAGAUUGUGGUACAGAUGUACCACAACACGUUUGUGAUUUACUUCUUGAAUACCAAUACAGAAAUCCAGAUUUAUCAACAAAAUUUGCAGCGGAUUCGGACGAAAGCAAAACUACGGAAAUAGCUUCAGAAAAAUAUGAAAAGAGUAUUCCUAUGCAUGGAGAUGAAAUGUUUCACAACUUUGUGUCUCAAAUACAGAAGAACCCUGGUCAACUCUUGCGAUAUUCACGAGAUAAUACUAUGCCGUUAUUAUUAUAUCCUAUUAGUGGAUGUGUUGGAAAAUGUCGUCAUUGUGGCGGUGAAAUGACAUUUGAAGUCCAAAUCUUACCCACAUUAAUUUCCAAGUUAAUGCUUCAACCACGAACUGAAAAAAAAUUCCAAAUUGAAUUUGGAACUGUUUUAGUUUACACCUGCAUUAGAAGUUGUUGGUCUACAACAGAUUUAUAUAGAGAAGAACAUGUUGUUGUUCAAGCAGAAAGAUUAUAGUGAUAGUACAAUUGAGAUAAAUUUGAUAGUAUUUUAAACUUCCGAUUUUAGGAAAAUUAUAGUUACAUCUUUUUUGUUGCAGAAUACCGUCCAUCUUUUUGUGUGUACAUUAGGAAUUCCUAGUGAUGAAUGGUGCAUAAAAUUAAAAUUUAAAUUCCAAAUGUAAAAUUCAUUCCAAAUACAUAUUACUUAUCUUAGAAGUUGUACUAGAACAGCC
Molecule: messenger RNA, 1598 nt
Organism: Colletes gigas
Lineage: Eukaryota; Metazoa; Arthropoda; Insecta; Hymenoptera; Colletidae
Gene: trus
Product: programmed cell death protein 2-like
Exons: 4
Coding region: 119-1381 (420 amino acids)
Cellular component (GO): cytoplasm
Source: RefSeq, a predicted model, not a curated record